This is a messenger RNA of Aphis gossypii (cotton aphid), 814 nucleotides long. RefSeq lists its product as uncharacterized. The record is from RefSeq and is a predicted model, not a curated record. The coding region runs from base 546 to 770 and encodes 74 amino acids. Lineage: Eukaryota; Metazoa; Arthropoda; Insecta; Hemiptera; Aphididae. The transcript has 3 exons. Gene Ontology annotation, biological process: sensory perception of taste. Gene Ontology annotation, cellular component: membrane.
UUCCACAAUUAUGACCCUUUGGUUCAGUUUAGGACAAUGUAACCAAUAAUAUGUUUAAAAAAGAACAAUAUUUCCUUUGCAUGAGCCAUAGUUUUUUUUUUUUUUAAUGAUACGUGUUUUAAUUAAACAAUAAACUUAAUUUUUCUUACUUCUAACCAUUACUAACCAUAAACCACUUAAUUAAUUAAAAUAUUUAAAACUAUCUGUCCAGUACACAGAAUAUAGUGAUACACCUUUCUAUAAUCUAUAUAAAACAUAAUAUAGUAAGUUUCUUUAUUCUAAAAUAAACCUGAGUUAUAAUUGUGGAAGUUUGGAAUACUUUUCUUGCUAUACAAGCAGUCAUACAAAUAGACAGAUAGAAAAAAUAAAUGUUGGUGUGGACUCUAAAGUAAAUCAUAGAGAACCUAUGUUAAAUUAAAUCAAAUUAAUAUCAAUUUAUGUGAAUGUUUACUUAUAAAAUGGAUAUAAUUCUGAAAAGUAAUUUAUUUAAUUGUUCUCAAUUAUAGGGAGCACAAAUAACGCAGAUAAUUCAUAAAUUGUUAGAUAUGGGACAAAAGCAAGAUAUUGAAGAUGAACUUUAUUUAUUUUCUGAACAACUAUUAAAAAGACCACUAGAAUUUUCAGUGAAAGGAUUUUUUAUAAUUAAACCGUCACUUGUUGCUUCAAUGAUGGAGAUGAUUAUUACAUACGUAAUAAUUCUUUUGCAAUUUCAAGAUUCAUUAAAAUCUAUAUCUCCAGCUCAAUUUUUAGUUAAGCCAAGACAUGGCUAAAUGCAACUUACUAAUGGCCAGCCAACAGUAUGUUCUACUUUUCC